AUGUUAUUAAAAAAUUAUGUGAAUCCAUAAUAUUAUGAUAAUUUGAGAAAGUUUAAAUACAGUGGUUAGAAUCUUUCAAUUUUAUAUAAUUGGAUUCUUGGAGAUAUUGCAUAAUGGGUGGUAAAUAAACAAAAUAAAUAUUAGGUUGAUAAAUUGCCAAGAACAGUAGCACCAAAUCUUAUAACAAUAACAGGAUUUUGUAAUUUGUUAACAGGAUUUGCUUUGAUAUUAAUAUUGAAUCCGAUGUUUGAUAAAGAUUUACCAUAAUGGGCUAGUUUAUACUUAGCAUGGACAAUAUUUGUAUAUUAAACAUUAGAUAAUGCUGAUGGAAAAUAGGCAAGAAGAACUAAAUAAUCUACUGCUUUAGGAAUGCUAUUAGAUCAUGGUAGUGAUUGUACUGCAACAUGGAUAGCUGGUUUAUUGUAUAUUAAUGCUUUUAAGAUAACAUUUACUCCAUUUAAUAUGUUAACUGCAAUAGCAGUAAGUUUUUUAGGUUUUUAUUUUGGUGUUUAUUGUUAAUAACAUACAGGAGUAUUCUAAUUAGGAGUUAUUAAUGGAGUUGAUGAAGGAUUACCAACACUUUAACUAUUUUUAGUUGUAACUGCUAUUAUGUCAUCAUAAUUUUGGCUUAAUGAAAUUUAAAUCACAAAUACACUUUCAAUUCAAUAUAAUACAAUCUUACUUGGUAUUACUAUCACUGGAUGCAUAGUAACUAUCUUUUAAUUUUGUUAUCCUGUAUUCAAAAAGAUGAAUUGGAACAUUCUUAAAAUUCUAAAAAGUCUGUCAUUGCCAAUUACACUUAUGAUAACAUUUUUAAGUUUGACCUAUUUAUCCCCAACUUAUGUGUUAUUAAAAUGGUUCCACAUUUAUGUUAUUACUAUUGGAUUGCAAUGGUCAAAAAUGAUUAAUCUAUGGCAAUUGGCAAUCAUUACUAAAGAAGUAAUUAUAUAUAUAUAAAUAUAUAGACUUUCAGUUAAUUUUCAUUCAGUUGGGCUUUUAUUUUAGGCUCUAUUAUGUUAAAUUUGAUAUCACAAUAUUUAACUCCAAAUGGUCUUUGUUUCUUUGAUGAAGUCUAAUUGAUCUUUGUUUUGUUAGUAUUCUCUUUUUUAUCCUACAUGCAUUGUGUAAUUAGUAUUAUCCACUAAUUAUGUGAAGUUCUUGACAUUUAUGCAUUCAGCAUAAAAUAUCCAUAAUGA
Molecule: messenger RNA, 1196 nt
Organism: Paramecium sonneborni
Lineage: Eukaryota; Ciliophora; Oligohymenophorea; Peniculida; Parameciidae
Source: the annotation of a GenBank genome assembly